Paramecium pentaurelia is the source of this 378-nucleotide messenger RNA. NCBI's taxonomy places the organism in Eukaryota, Ciliophora, Oligohymenophorea, Peniculida, Parameciidae. The record is from the annotation of a GenBank genome assembly.
UCAUGAUCACAAAUUAAAUUAAAUAUUCAUUCGCCCUUUAUUAGAAAUACUUCCUAGUAUCUCAACAAUAUAUUUAAGACAUGUAUUAUCAUCGCAGUACUAAAUUUAUCAUAUAUUUAUUUUUAGUCCCUUUGCGUUAAGAACAUGAAAAAUAACUAUAAAAAUUAAUUUCUAAAGGUGCCUAAAUUAUAGGUGGAGGUCAAUUUCCAUACAAUGGAGCAUACUACAUAAUCAAUACAGAAGAUGACAACAACAUUAAGACUUUUAUUAAUAAUGACCCAUAUACAUAAAAUAAUUUAGCGAAAACUACAUAUGAAUAAAUAUAUCCUCUAAUUGAUAAUUUUGAUCAAUUAAGUUAACUCUAUAGUUUUAAGUGAA